Messenger RNA from Panonychus citri (citrus red mite), 2580 nucleotides. RefSeq lists its product as uncharacterized. Bases 1968 to 2513 code for a protein of 181 amino acids. The record is from RefSeq and is a predicted model, not a curated record. The transcript is spliced from 2 exons. Lineage: Eukaryota; Metazoa; Arthropoda; Arachnida; Trombidiformes; Tetranychidae.
UAUUUAAAUUAAACAACAACAAUUAAAUCAUAUUUUGAUUAGAUUAGUUAGAUUUAAAUAUUCAUAUUAAUUAAUGAACAAACAAAAAAAGUUGAUUAACUUUACAGAUCUAGAUUGAUUGUUUAAACAAUUAACUUUAUCGUUUAUAAUGAUUAAUAUUUAAUGAUGAUUAACUCACUGAUUAUCAUGAUAAUCAAUAGCCUAAGGGUAUUGAUAAUAUAACAAUAGCAAUAUAAGAUUAAAUUAAUCUAAUAAUAAUCAAUUAAAUCAACUAAUCUAAAACUCACCUACCAAAUUGGUUAAUUAAUUAAUGAGGAAACACAAAAGGAUCGAAAUAAUCAAAUUAAAACAAUUAAUUAUCCAAAAGAUGAACAAUCAAUUGUUAACAAAACAAAAGUAAAACAAAAAGUUAAUCAAGUUAAUUAACAUUGAAAUCAAAUACUUUGAUCAACGGGUAAAUAUUAAGUCACGGAGAGAUGAGGAAAUGAUUAGUUAGUUAAUCAUAUUCAUUGGAUAACUGGAUUAACCUUCAUGUAAACAAUUUAACCUUAGGAUUUGAAUGAAUUGAAAGGCUUGACCAGUGUAAAGUGAAGGGUCAGUUUUGUUAAAUUGUUAACCCAGAAUCUUGAAAACCACUGAUUGUUACCCUUUGAUUGUGUUAAUCAUUUACGAUGAUGAGGUUAUAUUUUUAUCCCCAAUUUGAAUAAAUUUAUUGAUUGUAAUCAGUUAAAUAAGAUAAAUCUUUUUUUCUCAAUCAUCAUGAUCAUGAUUUAAAUGAAAUUCAUUGAAAUUGAUACUUGAAACUUGUUUCAAACUGACCAGUGAUAUUGAACUGACCUCUUCAUGUCAAUGAUAAUUUAACAUGAUUAAAAAUCAUAAAUUUUAUCAGUUUUUCAAAGGUUAUUAUUAAAAAAAAACUUUAAUCAUCUUUUAAAUUUAUCUGAUCAAUGUGUCUGAUUAUCAACAAUUAACUGUAACCAGAUUAACUUUUUACAAAUUGUAAAAAUCAAUUGGCAAUACAAUUGAAAUAUAGAGAUACAAUUAAUAACAACCACUCACUUAAUUGUAACAACGAUAACGGUUAUUGAUUGUGAUUAACGGAGAGAUGAUAAUCAAUUAAGACUUUGAUUGGUAAACAAUUUCAUCUUGUGAUCAAUUUUAAUCACUAAUUGUUAUUAAGAAACGUUUAUUAUUAUCAACAAAAAAAACUAUCGAUUAAAUUAAAUUGUGCUGAAUGGUUUAAGUUAUUAAGGGCAGACUAAAUGAUUAAGCAAUUUAGUAACAAUUAAAGUGUAUCCAAUUUUGUUUCAUACUAAUCGUCAAUUCAUCGUGAUGAUUAUCAAAUAUGAUUUAAAUUACAAUUAACCGAGAAAAACUGAAUCACCAUUAAUCAGAUUAAAAUUCAAAUUAUGAUCAAAGUUAAUCAUGAUCGUUGGAAAUGUUAAUUGUUUCUAAUUAAACUUGAAACUGGAAAUUUAAACAGCUCAACAAUUAGGAAAAUGUAAAAGUUGAGAAAAAGUUAAUUUUAUCAUCAGUUUAUUACUUUUGAUUAUCAACUGAUUAAUUAUUAAUUCAUUCAAAUUGUUUAGGUGAUAAUUGUAAUUAAGCCUCAUAAUCAUCAUCAGUUAAUUGUCAGCCUGAUAAAUUGUAUUAAUUUGAAUCAACAAAUAGUUAUAAUUAGGCCUCAUCAUCAUUAAGUACAAUCAGAUUAAUUGAAUGAUAUAAACGACAAUUUAAAUUGUUAAACUUAAUUCAGUUGUUUACCAAUACAGAUUAAUUCAUUUGCAAUUAAAAGGUGAUAAUCGAAAUACACAUGUUGAUUAUUAAUUGCUAACAAUUAAUAAUUGAUUCUCGAAGUGAAAAUAUUGUCUUAUAAAAAGGAUUGAGCAAAGAUUUAGUUUGAUUACAAUUAAUUGUUAAAAUCAAAUUGACUUUAAAUUGAAACUCACUGAAAAUAACAAAUCAACAUGAUUAUGAAAUUGAUGUUAAUUGUUUCAAUUGCAAUCGUCUACCUAAUCAACCGAUGUGAUGGACAUUAUAAAAUAUCUGGAACUAAAUUAAAGGAAUUGUGUUUAACUCAAGCUGAUUUAAUGGCCAAAGGAAAGAAUCUUGAUCAGAUAACUAAAUUAACUUCCAAUCAAUUGUUACAAUAUUUAUCUUCUCGUAAUCGUAAAGUUAAAUUGUUUCAACAAUCAGACAAAACUGACACAACUCAAUUAGGCUUAUUUAGUAAUAAUAUCAACACUUUUCUUUCCGUUAAUUUCAAUCUACUCAAGUGUAUGGAGGAAGUGUUUGGUGUCCUCGGUGGUAUAUUAGAUGGUACAUUCCAAGGUAAAAGGUCAGUUGAGGUCAAUCGCUAUAGAGAAUAUUGUUCAUUGAUAAAUUAUCCUCGAGAAACUGAUUUGCAAAAUACUACAACAGUUAACGAUUUGAUAAGUCAAAUGCUCGAGGCAAAGAAAUCUUUUCAUAAAGGUAUCAACUUUAAAUCGGUUGAUUUAAACUUUGACGAUUGAUUUGAUUGUUUAAUUGCUUAGAAAUUAAUAAACUUCAAGUUAAUUGUCAAUCUAAAUGUUUGUUUUU